CUGCGUGUGGCACAUUUGAUUGGUUUAUUUCGGAGGCUUGGCUAUGUAACAGAAUAGCUUGUUCCAAAAAAUGUAGUCUGUCGGUAGCUAGUGGAAGGGAGCCAGACGAAGCACGUCCUUUAUCCAAAAUGGCAGCGACGCCGAGUCCCAGUGCGGACAUUGAAAGAACUCUUCUGAGCUUUGAGAGGUUAGACAGAGCGUCACCAGAAUUAUGGCCAGAGCAGAUUCCUGGUGUAUCUGAUUUUGCUCCUAUGAAGAGUCCACUGGGUAACACACAGGAUACAGAAUCACAGCCCUGGGAAGCAGACUUGGAACAGAAUGACAUAGAUAUGCUCAAUGAGCUAGGUAGCCUGACAACAGCUAACCUGAUGGAGAAAGUCAAAGGAUUACAGAAUUUGGCAUACCAACUGGGCUUGGAAGAGUCUCGGGAGAUGACAAGGGGGAAGUUUCUCAACAUUCUGGUCAACGGAACAAAACGAAAGUGACCUCCAACUUGACCUCUGAACACUAACAAGUCUUCCUCUAGGGAACCAUUAUGGACACUUCGUAACAUGGUGUAUGGAAGUCCAUUUAUUUGAUGUAUUCUAUGAACAAUCACAGCAACUUGUUUAAGAGUAUAAUUUCUUUUACCAUUACUUUCUUGAUAUGUUCACCCAAGGACCAUCACACAUCUGCCAAAAUUAAACCUGUGAAUUACCGUUACUACUGGUAGUUGGCACAAAUUGGUUCAAAUAAGGACCUCAAGCCCUGUGUUAGGUAUGUAACAGUACUGAAACCAUCAAAAACGGUUGGAAAUUUGCAGGAGUAAGGGAAAUUAAUUUUAAAAGAAUUUGUAAACCACAUCAAAUAAAUGCUACAUACUACACUUCGUAUAAAAUUAUUAGACAAAAUACAGGAUUUUAAAAAUAAGUAUCAUCUCCAUUUGGCAAGUAAUUUCUCUUUUUUUAUAAGAAAUUGCUCCUGAAUUAGUCUGAUGGAGUGUUGAUCUAAGUGUAUAAGAUCAUGCAGCAUUAAGAGUGUUCAAUAAGCAGAGAAAAGACUUAUGACCAUGCUGAUAUGUCUCCAUGUCUUCUUCGUAAUAAAAAGUAAUUACAACAUUCGGAGUUCCAUCUGAUUUCAAUCAAUAAUUGUUUUAAAUUAGUGGAAGUUUUGCUUGUGUACGCCAUUGUCUCAUGUAACAUGGCUUACAGAUAAAGGAGUAGCAAGCAUGCAACUUUUUCUCGGAUCCACCGAUUUCCUUGUGUUUUCUGCUUCUCAUGAAUGCCAUUACAAAUUAAAAAAACCAAAGUCUUGUGUGGUUUCGGAGUUUCCUCGUGUUUCCUAAAUUCCCAGUUGCAUGUCUGGGGUAGCGUAUCACAAAGAUCAAGGUCAUGUCCUAAGCUGUUUUAAUAUAGGUUUUCCCGGCUAUUUUAAAACAUUUUUCGUUCAAAUUCACCGAUUCUUAUAUUCAAUUUCAUCCAGCAACAUCGAUUUGGGGCACUUUCAAUGUUUAAUUGCGUCUUUUGUCAGACAAUUUCAAAUUUAGUCCAAACAAAUUCAAACAAUGAGCACACGUUUUCGACCCAGUGUAUUCGAUUUCGUCUCGUCUAUGCUGAAUUGUGUUAUUCAGAAAUCUAAUUCAUCUAAUUGAUUUAUAUAAGACGAAUUUGAUCUCUGAAUGCUGCCAUUCGGCAACAGCUUAGACGGAUUUGAUCUGUAAUGACGAAUAUUCUCGACCCGGUGACUAGACUUUAAAUUUGAAUGGUAAAUGACUAAGCUGGUUUUGUUAAAAGCAUGUGAAAUUUUUUUCGCACGAAAUUGAAGGCUACAGUUGGUGAAUCUGAAUAAAAAAUGUUUUUAAAUAGCCGGGAAAACCUAUAUAUGGACUUCACAAAUUUGAAUAUAACCUUCUUCAUCGCAUUUUUAAGUUACAGUUCAUCUAUGACCUUUUUACUUGUAUGGAAUUUGUUCUAAAACUUUCCUUCAUGUGGGCAUUUUGUAAAUAAACAAGUUCUCUUUGUAAAGUGAAGGUCUGGAUUUCAA
Patiria miniata (bat star) is the source of this 2022-nucleotide messenger RNA. It is a transcript of the gene lin52, whose product is annotated as protein lin-52 homolog. Gene Ontology annotation, biological process: regulation of DNA-templated transcription. The transcript has 6 exons. NCBI's taxonomy places the organism in Eukaryota, Metazoa, Echinodermata, Asteroidea, Valvatida, Asterinidae. Bases 129 to 485 code for a protein of 118 amino acids. Gene Ontology annotation, cellular component: DRM complex. The record is from RefSeq and is a predicted model, not a curated record.